Molecule: messenger RNA, 489 nt
Organism: Humulus lupulus (European hop)
Lineage: Eukaryota; Viridiplantae; Streptophyta; Magnoliopsida; Rosales; Cannabaceae
Exons: 1
Coding region: 1-489 (162 amino acids)
Source: RefSeq, a predicted model, not a curated record
AUGCCUGGGUUUCUAGCACCAUAUCGUGGUGAACGUUAUCACUUGCGUCGUUUUAGAGGAAGAGGUAACCAUCCUAGAGGUGCGAUGGAGUUAUUCAAUUAUAGAUACUCAUCAUUGCGUAAUGUGAUUGAACGUUGUUUUGGACUUCUAAAAGCUAGGUUUCCAAUUUUGAAGUCAAUGCCUCCAUACUUGCUUGGAAAGCAACGUCGAAUACCAAUAGCAUGUUGUGCUAUCCACAACUGGAUUAGAAUGCAUUCUAUUAAUGAUGAAAUGUUUGAACAAUAUUCAGUUGAUGCCAGAACUGUAGAAGAUAUUGAAGGAACUGAAAGCCAAUCUAAUACAACAACUGAAAACCAACAAGAAGGAGAUGAAGCGGGAAUUUUCGAGACACCAAAGUUGAAUUUCAGUCAAGCUUAUAUGGCCCAGAUGGAAAAUGUUAGAGAUGACAUUGCGGGACAAAUGUGGCUUAAUUAUAACAACAAUACUUAA